AUGUCCCCUCCCUUCUGCUCAUGUUUCACUAAUUUCUUAUUGAGCAUCCCCGCCCACGACAUAGGAAUAUCAACAAAAGGCAAACCCCUCCACUCGGGCGCUAACCCAACUGCCCCUCGUACCCCGCCCCCACCGCUCUUCCCCGCGGCCUACGCAACCGCGCUCCCCGGCGGCUGUCCCCGCUGCAAUGACGGCGGCGGCGCCUCCGGCGCCGGCCUCGCCACCUGCCUCUGCAUUCACGCCGAGGAGAACGCCCUGCUCGAGGCCGGCCGCGAGCGCAUCCGCGACGGCGCCGUCCUCUACUGCGACACGUGCCCCUGCCUCACCUGCAGCAUCAAGGUCUGCCAGGUCGGCAUCCGGGAGGUCGUCUACGCCCAGGGCUACAGCAUGGACAUUGAGACGGCGGCCGUGUUCCGCGAGGCGGGCGUCAAGCUGAGGCAGUUUGUGCCGCCGCCCAAUGGACUCAUCCAGCUAGAAAACGUCGACAAGUUAGAUCUUUACUGA
Messenger RNA from Verticillium dahliae VdLs.17, 504 nucleotides. RefSeq names its product deoxycytidylate deaminase. Gene Ontology annotation, molecular function: hydrolase activity; zinc ion binding. The coding region runs from base 1 to 504 and encodes 167 amino acids. The record is from RefSeq and is a predicted model, not a curated record. The transcript has 2 exons. NCBI's taxonomy places the organism in Eukaryota, Fungi, Ascomycota, Sordariomycetes, Glomerellales, Plectosphaerellaceae.